AUGACCAUAAAGGCCGCGCCCGAGUGGCGGAAGCUGCCUGUGACGUUGAGUGAGCUGUGCAUCGACACCACGCUGCGCUGCGGCCAGUCGUUCCGAUGGCGCAAAUUCGACGAUGAAUGGCGCUGUACCUUAUACGGCCGGAUCCUUGCUCUGAGGCAGGAUCCUACGCAUCUACAUUACAAGGUCACCUGGCCGGAGGCAUCAUCGCCUCUGUCGAGAAACGGAAAGGGGGACGAUGACGACACAGAAGCCCUCCUGAGAAACUAUUUCAGUCUCCGCGUGGAUCUAGGAAGCCUCUAUGAGCAGUGGUCCAAGGCUGAUACCAACUUCCGCAAAAAGGCCCCCACGUUUACGGGGGUGCGCAUCCUGAACCAGCCCGCCUGGGAGGCGCUGGUCGCCUUCAUCUGCAGCAGCAACAACAACAUAGCGCGGAUCAGCCAGAUGGUCCACAAGCUGUGCAGCCACUACGGCCCGCUGGUCGGGCGCGUCGACGAUGAAGCCUACCACGACUUCCCUGCUCCCGCCGACCUGACAGGUAGCGGAGUCGAAUCUCACCUGAGGGAGCUGGGCUUUGGCUAUCGCGCAAAGUACAUUGCCGAGACGGCGCGCAUUGUGGCCGAAGAGAAGCCAAGCGACUGGCUCGAGACGAUACGCAACCCGGCGGUCCCUGGAUUUCGCACUGCCACUGCUGCAGAGAAGAAGGGAAAGAAGGGGGACCGUGUGGCUACGUACAAGGAUGCCCAGGAGGAGCUACUCUCGCUCAAGGGCGUCGGGCCCAAGGUCUCGGACUGCGUGUGUCUCAUGGGUCUUGGGUGGGGAGAGUCCGUUCCUGUCGACACCCACGUCUGGCAGAUUGCUCAGCGCGACUACAAGUUUGGCAAGAAGUCCAAGACGUUCAACAAGGUCAUGUACGACGCUGUCGGGGAUCACUUCAGGGCUCUCUGGGGCGAGUAUGCCGGAUGGGCUCACUCGGUCCUCUUCACGGCAGACCUGAGGCAGUUCGCCGACCGGCCAGCUGUCAAGGAAGAAGUAAAAGACGAAGGGAAGGAGACGGUCGCCGUUCUGAAAACUGGCAAGGAGGAAGAAGAUGUUGGCCAGGAUACAAAAGCACCGUUGAGAAGGAAAAGGAAGAGAGGUGCUACGAAUGAGAUCAAGACAGAAAUCAAGAUCGAGGUCAAGGUCGAAGAGGAUGUAAAUGGCAAUGUUGUCGGAGUAGAGAAGACGGUAAAACGAAGGAGGACACGCAAUAGCAUGAGGCUGUAG
This is a messenger RNA of Geosmithia morbida, 1263 nucleotides long. RefSeq names its product N-glycosylase/DNA lyase. Lineage: Eukaryota; Fungi; Ascomycota; Sordariomycetes; Hypocreales; Bionectriaceae. Gene Ontology annotation, molecular function: 8-oxo-7,8-dihydroguanine DNA N-glycosylase activity; damaged DNA binding. The coding region runs from base 1 to 1263 and encodes 420 amino acids. Gene Ontology annotation, cellular component: nucleus. The transcript has 2 exons. Gene Ontology annotation, biological process: base-excision repair; nucleotide-excision repair; base-excision repair, AP site formation. The record is from RefSeq and is a predicted model, not a curated record.